This is a messenger RNA of Phyllostomus hastatus (greater spear-nosed bat), 1298 nucleotides long. It is a transcript of the gene EZHIP, whose product is annotated as EZH inhibitory protein. Gene Ontology annotation, cellular component: nucleus. Bases 237 to 1298 code for a protein of 353 amino acids. The transcript has 5 exons. The record is from RefSeq and is a predicted model, not a curated record. Lineage: Eukaryota; Metazoa; Chordata; Mammalia; Chiroptera; Phyllostomidae.
GCACAGAACACGGGAGCGGACUCCAGGGGGCGUGGAGUGCACCCUUGGGUUCCGAGCUGGUCACAGCUGGGCUGCGGCGCGAGCAGAGAAGCUGAGAGUCGCGUGACAACAGCUGACCAAUCCGAGGCGGGGACUCCACGGGGCACGCCCAGUCCCCUUACUCCUCCACCUCAGACUCCAGGGCAAGCAGCGUCCGCGUCCUCGCUCCUCCGCUCUCUGAGGCAGAACUUGGAGGCAUGGCCACCCAGUCUCACUUGGAGAAGGAGCAGAAGCAACAGCAGGGUGAGGGGCCCACAGGGCCAAAGAACGAAGUCAUCGCUGCCCCUGGCGACGCCCUCGGGACCGGCCACGGCGAUGCCGGCCCCUCGGUGCCCACGGUCUGGAGCGUCCACGGUCUGGAGCGUCCGGUCUCCAUCGGAGCCGUACCACCCCGCCACCAGGCCCUGUCCUGCGAAGCCGCGCCACCCUGCGCCGCCCUGCUGCCUGCUGCUUCUGUGCACCCCCGGCAAGGCCCUGAUGUCCACCGGAGGGCAUCUGAGCCAGGCCCUGCAUGCCGCCCGCGGAGUGCGUCUGCAUCUACAGCUGCAUCUGCGCGAGGCCCCGCACCCAGCUCUCGCCAUGCAUCCGCGCCGCCACGUUGUGCUGUCCCGAACCACACCUCCAGGUUGGGUACCGCUCUUCACAGCCCUGGAUCCGCACCAGGUCCUGCUCGCCGCCGCUGUGCGACCCCUGCGGGCCCUGCUCGCCGCCGCUGUGCGAUCCCUGUGGGUCCUGCUCGCCAGCGCUGCGCAUCCACUCCAGGUUCCUCUGGCCACAGCCGCCGCGCUCCCAGGCCUGGCGGUGGUCUCGGACGGCCUGCUUCUGCGCCUAGCCCAGCUUCCCCCCCUGCCCUCCGUAGCAGCAGCACGACUGCAGGCUUUGUCUCCCGGAGCCGCCCCACCCAGAGAAGCUCCUCCUCCUCUUCCCCUAAUUUUGAUGACCUGGCCUCCAUCUCUGCUCCUAGCCCUGCUAGCCUCAGAAGAGCCUUGCUCCUGGAGUUUGAUGCUCUGAGCCCUGCCUCUCCAGGAGAGCAGGCUGAAAUACAGAGCAUCCCUGACUCCCCUACACCUCCCCCAGCUUUCCAGUUCACAGGUCCUCUUCCUCUGCCCCCUAAUUUUCGUGGCUCGGCCUCCAUGGCCACUCCUAGCCCUGCUACCCUUACACAAGCCCUGCUGCUGGAGUUUGAUGACCUGAGCCCUGUCUCUUCAGGAGAGCAGGCUGAAGUAGAGAGCACCCCCUUACUCCCCUGCACGCCCUGA